AAUCACAACGGAAAAAACACAAUUUUGACUCCCUUUGAUUCUAUUUUUCAGAAAUCAGUUAAAAUCAGCACAACACCUAAAUAAUAAUUGUUUGACAUACUUGUAUUUCAAAAAGACCGCCGUAAAUUAAAUAUUUUUAAAAUUCGAUCCUUUCGCCAUCUAUACAGAAACGGCUGAAACUACUCAACAACUUACCGACUGGGUUUCCAAGACAGGGGAACACUAGCGCACCUAUCGGGAGAUCGCGGAAACUAGUCGGUAAGUUGUUGAGUAGUUUCAGCCACUUUUGUAUAGAUGGCGCUGGAAUCGAAUUUAAAAAAUAUUGCGGUCUUUUUGAAAUACAAGUAUGAGAUUCUUACAAGGGUGUUUGAAAUUCCUUGAGAACAAAGGCAUGUCCAGUCUUUUUGUAUUUGUAAUUACUGCCAGUAUUGAAACAUUAUGGCUUCGAAUUUCAAAUCAAUUAAUCUUCUGAUAAUUUCAUGUCGAUAUAGCGACACUAACAACCCUAGUGGCAACGCAGGUGUAAUAAAAUAAGAAAUUCAUCAAACGACGCAGGACUUUUAAAUUUUCUUGCUAAUUAGGUAAUAUUAAUUAUUUAUACAUAUAUUACAGUACGUUUGAUUUACUAUUACGGAUCGUUACUAAUUUUAUAUAGCCUAAUCUGUGACUGAUAAUGACACAGCUUGCAAUUAGUCAUUGUUUAAAAUCUUGUAUAGGUAUUGAUACACUUAAGUAAAUACUUCCAUACUUAUUGCGAAAACGAUGAAGACGUAUAUAGCAUAUAAGUCAUCUAAUUAAUACGGUAGUAACUAUGGUUACAUAGGAGUUAUCGAUGUCUUCUGAGGGAUAGGAAACAGAAAGCAAUGUGAUUUUCGAUUCAAAAUGGAUGAGUUUUUAACGGUGCUUGCAGAGAAGUAUAUAGAUGUUGGAGUCGGAAAGACAGCCACAGAAAACUUUUAUUCAAAAGGAAAAAUUUUCAUUGGAAAGAUCCAGUUAUUCUGUCAAAUGGUAAAAAAUAGUCCAAAACGAUAUUUGAUAGAACAAUCCCAGAAGACCGAGUUAUACCAUCUUACGGCAAACAUUGAUACUCUUACACUUCAAGUAAAACAAUGGACAAUUGCUCUUGAGGAAGAAAGAUUAGAUUUUUCUCGCUUCCAGAAAAAUGUUGAAGCAGACUGGAAAGUGGUGAAAUUAACAAAGAAAAAUAUAGAUGAAAAUUUAAAGGAAAAAUUAACAGCUAUCACUGCAGAAUAUUCGUCGAAGAUGUUAAGCAGAAAUUUGGAACACGAAACGCGAAAGAAGUUGCUACAAAUGGACGUAAAAUUGUUCGAGGAUCGUUUAAAACGUACCAGUAAUAUACGUUAUUCGAGAAGAAAUGAGUUAUACGACGCAUGUCUUAAAGCGAAAAAGGUAUGCUUCGAUCAACUGAAAAGGUACGAUAACAAUAUCGGAGUACUUCAUACUUGCAAAAGUACUCUUCUGAUCGAUGCAGAUGUUAUUGAGAAAGAAUAUUUUAUUGUUCAGAAUCAGCUGAUUCCUCAGCGUGCAUUGUACAGCCAGUUGAAAAAGGAAUGCGAAUUAAACGCGAGAGAAGCCCUUUUAAGGAAAGUUGAACAUUAUCGUCGAAAUCGCGCAGCUAAAAUCAUUCAACGAUAUUGGAGAUUUUACUAUAUACGCGUGUCUUGGAGGAAAAGAAAAGGCAGAAAAUAAUAGAUUCGAUUUAACUUUCACGCGGCUUUGCAAUUACUAUCUCAAAUAACAUUAGUAACAUGUUUAGCUCAGAGCAGUACGUUUUUUACCCGGAAAAUUCUUGUUAAGUAUUCAACUAUAUUGAUCUUCAGCUAUGUUUAGAAAACCCCUCUAACCCCUCUAUCUUACUCUCUCACUCUCUCUCUCUUUCUCUGUCACCACCCUCUCCGCGAUACUCUAAUCCUCACUCGAACUUCGUCACCUCUUCUUAACUCUUUCCUCUUCUCACCUAUGAUCAGACUACAUUGUGUAUUUCUUUGCGUAUCUAAUAGAGACCUGUUGAAAAGAAAAAGUCUAAACUUGUACAAAAAUCGGUAGUUUUAAAUGUAAUUCGACGAUUAUUCUUAACUACUUUUUUAUUUCCACUUCAUGGAACUGGAUCGAAGAAACUGAAAUUCUUUUCAAAUUUUUCUAACAUGAUCGCUAUUGGAAAGUGAAGAUAAAUAAUAAAAAGACCGAGAGAAGAGGAAAAAGGGGUAGAAAGUGAAAACACGAUACGCUGGACUGAUGUCGAGGACAGCAGAGAGUAAGCUUAGAAAGAGGGUGGUAAAUCAGACAACUGAGAAGCAGGGUUUAGUUCGGUUAAUAGUCGCGCGUAGGUCCGACGCAUGCUCCGAAAGAUUUUCCCGGGGUGAUAUUCAGUCGGGCAAAGGGAGCCACGAGCCAGCAGCCAAGGCUGGGAAACGUUCGAUCGUUACGAAGUGAAUCAGUUGGCUGGCCGGGCGUACCGCGAACACGACAAUUUGGAACAUGUACAAGUAUAUCGAUCGCUAUCCUUCCUACCUACGAAUACUGAUUGUUCGAUUUGUUAAGAGAACGCGCGGAUACGAAGGAGAUAACUGUUGAAAGCAAUACUCUACCUACUGUCCAGACGAAAUGA
This is a messenger RNA of Osmia bicornis bicornis, 2629 nucleotides long. RefSeq lists its product as uncharacterized. Lineage: Eukaryota; Metazoa; Arthropoda; Insecta; Hymenoptera; Megachilidae. The transcript is spliced from 7 exons. The record is from RefSeq and is a predicted model, not a curated record. Bases 883 to 1710 code for a protein of 275 amino acids. Gene Ontology annotation, molecular function: protein binding.